Messenger RNA from Durusdinium trenchii, 1455 nucleotides. Lineage: Eukaryota; Dinophyceae; Suessiales; Symbiodiniaceae. The record is from the annotation of a GenBank genome assembly.
GGUUUUUGACAUCACACCCGCCAUGCAGAUUACAACCGCGACGCAGACAAUGUUUUUUUGUAAUCGCUGCCAAUGGGUUGCGGCAGCUCGGUGGCUUCCCAAUACAAGGGUGGCGCGGGCAACUUGAAGACGUGUCCCGCGUGCCCUGCGCGCCCUGUGGAGAACCAGGCGAGCCAAAGUGGCAAAAAACCCAAAGAGUUGCGCAUUUCCUCCACUGCUUUAAAAUUCCUGGCGCAGGGUUCUUCCCCAGAUGUAAGCGCUAUUCAUUACGCUCAUUACGCUCCAGAGAUCGGAUUGAAGAAAGUGGGGAGAGUUGAAGCAGACAACACGCACAACUUCGCCUCAGAAGGAGCUGGCUGCAACGGUGGACACCUUGGCCCAUGGGACAAGGAGGAUUUGAGUUUUGGGCCAAGUUUUGGACCUCUGGAGUUUCAACCUUUCGACCGAGAUAAGAUUUCACGUUUGCCCAUCCAAAAGCCAUGUACUGCAGGUGCACCCUUUGCUGGUUCUCAAUCUUACAUUGUGGGAGGUGUUUUGGCCAAGACGGACAACUGUGAGGUAUAUUUGGGUGCAUUUAGCAGGACCAAAGUUGCAGUGAAGCGAAUCUCCAAGGAACUAUCUGCGCAACCAUUUCAGACACAUGUGAAUGAGGUUCGGUGCUUGCUCCGACUCCAACACGAGCGUAUAGUAAAGCUUCUUGGGGUCUUUGAUUCUGGUGACUCCUUGGACAUAGUUCUGGAGUAUUGCCGGAAAGGUGCUUUGCGCAACUAUGUCACUGAAAACUGUAACCCUGAGCACCUUUUCCAAAUCCUUUGUGAUGUGGCGGAAGCUUUGACAUUUAUGCAUGGUGAAUGGUUUGCGCACUUGGACAUCAAGCCCCACAACAUUUUGGUUGAAGAUGUGGAGCAGGAUUCUGGCUUGCACUAGUCAAAAAGGUACGAAACGCUGGCCUCUUCCCCAAACAGGUCAGGAUUUAGUAGGGGGUUGUCGAACAGAUAGGCGCCAACCGGUGCAAACUUGAGACAUCCAAGGUCAUACAUUGGUAGUAACAAGGGCAUUACUAGGAACAAGAAACUACUAGUAACAAAGGGCAGCGCUGACGCUACUAGGGGCUCCUGGCCCUACUACUAGGAGCAAGAAGCUAGUACGGUGCAAACUUGAGACCAAGGUCAUACGUGGAAAAAUUUGCGAUUUGGGGACUACUACACGUCUCGGGGUUUCUGGCUGCCUGUGUGGCAUCAUGGGAACCCCGGGCUACAGGGCGCCCGAGAUUGACCAGGGUGAAUUCAAUGCUUAUCAGGCCGAUGUGUGGUCACUGGGCAAAGUCGUAGAGUUUGUCGAAGCACAAAGCCUAAGUUUGCGGGGAGUGCAGUAUGCACCAUUUUUGGACAAAUGUCCAAGUUCCCGUCCCCGCAUGUCUGAGUGCUGGACAGUUUUCAGGGCUGGUUUGAAAAA